UUUUGUAUUUGCCGGUUGUUUGGAUCGCAGGUCGAAUCGGAAGGCUCCGCGUAUUGGUUUCGUUCAGCGCAAGUUGCUUCGCCGCGAGUGCGCCAAAAAAAUUGCAAAAAUUCCUAGAUUUGUGUGUGGGGUGGUGGACCCAAGCCUCAAGUGAAGCCCAGUCAUGAUGCCGCUGCCGGAGUCGCAGUCCUCCAACUGGCAGCUGGAGGACUACGCGUUCUUCCGUAAAUGCGGGGAAAUCACCGCCUCGCCGGACGUCCAGAGCUUCGGCUUCAACUGCGCCUUCUGUCCGGCGAUCUGCCUGCAGUUCUCCGUGUUCAUGGACCACAUCCGGGUGCAGCACACCCAGGACAUGAGGCGGCGCUACGAGUCCGGCGAGGAGAGGAGCCAGCAGCAGACCCAAACCGAUCUGGUGAUCAUGGAGCUCGACUGUCCGGAGAUGUAUCCGUUGCAGGAGGGCCACAAGAAAUCUGGCAGCUGGGAGGCGGCCACGGCGGCGACGGACUUGGACAUCCAGCUGAUGAGCCUCGUGCCACCGACUCCCGCACUGCAUAUAGCGCCAUGCCAAACACCCGAAAUAGACUUGGUCUAUGUGGUGGAAAAUCCAUUGCCACCCUCGCCUCCACCCUCCGCUGACAUUUCGGUGGACGAACUGCCGGGCCACUGUCUGCAGUCCUUCGACUUGGAUCCCUUCUCCAUAAUGCACGAGGUGGUUACGCUGACUCCGCCCACGCCCACCGUCCCACCACCAGCGGUACCAACUUCACUGCCCCGGUACGAGACACGACGCGUGGCAAUGCAGCGCAAGCUUCGUCAGGCGGAAAACGAGAAUGCAAAAGAUUUGGAGGAGGAUGAGGAGGUUGAUAUGGUGGAUAUGCUAGAUAUACUGGAUGUGGAGGUGGAAGAGGAGCAGACCAGCGAGCAAUUGGAUAAGAACGUGCUGGAACUGACGCCGCCUGCCACGCCCCCCACCCCAGUACCGCCCACAUCGCCGACGAGCAGCACUGCGAGUUGCGUGGAUUUCCAAUCGAAAACUCGACGUGAGCUGGAGCGCAAUCGUGAAUUCGUUGGCUCUUUGCUGGCGGAAUAUGAGCGGGCGGAGAAGUUGUGGAACCCCCGUCAUCCGGACUACAAGUACAAUGCCAAGCGGAGUGUCUACGGCGAGCUGGCUGCUCCGCUGGAGGGCGUCUGCCACAAAAGGCUUUCCGGGGCGGAGAUAUUCGCAGUGCUGAAGGAGCUCAAGGGCAGAUACCGUCGCGAACUGAGCAAACUGAAUGCUUUGGGCGGAAAGUACAAGUCGCGGCUGUGGUACUUCGACAGGAUGCACUUCCUCAGGGGCGUCAUUGAAAACCGGCGAGCCGAACGGGAGGCCAAGAUCUCCAAUGAGGGCACUGAAAGCGAAAAGUCCUGCGAAACGGAUGCAGAAUCCUGCAGCAAAUCAGCAUUGUACCGCGAGGUGCUCAGCUUCAUUCUGGAUGCAUUCAAGCGGCUGGAGUGCCUGUGGAAUCCGCAGCACUAUGACUUUAGCAGCUGCUGCAAGAAGGAUCUGUACCGCGAGAUAUCCGUCCAGUUGCAGGAGGAGCUCAACUACGAGCUGAGCGGCGAGGAGUGCUACAAGGAGAUCCAGAAGCUGAGAACCCGCUACCGCAAGGAGCUGCGCAUGGUGAUCAAGCACAAGGGUCUGUACCUGCCCAAGUUGUGGUGCUACGAUGACAUGGAGUUCCUGCAGCCCAUACUGCAGGAGCAGAUCUUCAACAAGAUCAGCAAGAAGGUCGGCGUGGUGGAGACGAACCAGAAGACCAAGUUCAUUGAUGCCAGCUGCAUACAGUUUUCCACCUGCGAGGAUCAGUUGCAGUUUGUGGAGAUCUAUCGCAACUACUCGGCCUUGUGGGAUGUGGACCAUCCGGACUUCAGGUCGAAUGCUUACCGUGGUCAGGCCUUGGGUCAAAUGCUGGACGAGUUGAACACCACCUUUCGCACAGCACACUCGUUGGAGCAGUUGGAGAAGACCUUGUUCGAACUGCGCAAGGACUUCUCGGCGCAGAAACGUAAGAUACUCACUGAAUCUAUGGACUCGAGCAGUGUGCCCCUGCUGCAUGCCAAGUUGGCCGAGUUCCUCAACCAAAACCUCGGUCCCUUCCGCUGCGACAUAUGCUCGGAGCUCGUCAAGACCUGCGACCAGUAUAAGAUGCACCGAUCCGGACACGAUGGCACCCAGCCCUUCAUCUGCACACUGUGCGGUAAGGGCUUUCAGAUGCCCUGCAACCUGACGGUGCAUAUCAGGCGGCAUCGGAGGGACUUCCCGUAUGCCUGCGAGCAGUGCGACAAGCGAUUCGCCACCUCCACGGAGGUGGCCAUCCACCUGCGCACCCACACCGGCGAACGGCCAUACAUCUGCGACCUGUGCGGUAAGAGUUUCAAGACCUGGUCCUUCUUCGACAUCCACCGGCGACGGCAUCUCAAUCAGUCGACAUUCCAUUGUCCCAUCUGUGCGAAGGGAUUCUACGAGAAGAAUCGCUUCACGGACCACAUGAACUCGCACUGGGCGAUCCGUAAGCAUCUGUGCACGGUGUGCGGCAAGACUUUCACCACCUACGGCAACCUCAAGAAGCACACGGAACUGCAUCUGGCGGUGAAGAAGUACAAGUGCAGCACGUGCGGCAAGCGUUUCGCUCAGUUCGCCAGCCUGCGAUGGCACAAGAAGCGGGAGCACAGCUCCGAUGGCCAAACGGAAUAGAACCUGUCUCCUCGGCACUUCACAAUAUUUGCAGGGCAAUCGUAAGGAGUUAGUUGUGUGCCCCUGUACUUACAGAUAGUGUGUACCUAUCAUAUCGUUAAUCUAGCACUAAGUAAUGUACAAUAUUUAUUUGCUGUUCAAGAGCGUCUGAUAAAUGGCCACAAGUGUGUUGCUUUUCAAGUUCUGUAAGCUUUAUCAGACGAUUAGCCACGCUUGUAACUGGUUUACGAGUCGCAGAACCCAAAGUCAUUGAAAGUGAAACCAAAAAUAUACAUACAUAUGCAUUAAGCAAAGUCAUUUGGUCAGUUUGGAAUGUUAAUAAAUUUUAUAGAAUAGAAAUUUGAGAAUAUUAAAAAAAAACUUCAACUGGUUAUAGCCAGUUGGAUCAAGUA
Molecule: messenger RNA, 3129 nt
Organism: Drosophila elegans
Lineage: Eukaryota; Metazoa; Arthropoda; Insecta; Diptera; Drosophilidae
Exons: 5
Coding region: 164-2737 (857 amino acids)
Cellular component (GO): nucleus
Source: RefSeq, a predicted model, not a curated record